This is a messenger RNA of Cordyceps fumosorosea ARSEF 2679, 1215 nucleotides long. RefSeq names its product chromosomal organization and DNA repair protein Mms21. Bases 1 to 1215 code for a protein of 404 amino acids. Gene Ontology annotation, cellular component: nucleus; Smc5-Smc6 complex. The transcript has 2 exons. Gene Ontology annotation, molecular function: zinc ion binding; SUMO ligase activity. Lineage: Eukaryota; Fungi; Ascomycota; Sordariomycetes; Hypocreales; Cordycipitaceae. The record is from RefSeq and is a predicted model, not a curated record. Gene Ontology annotation, biological process: protein sumoylation; double-strand break repair via homologous recombination.
AUGUCUCAACGCUUGGCCAGUCGAGCGAGGUCUUCCACCGCCAACAGACCUGCUACCUCUGAGUCACCCGACUCCCCAGAAUAUGAGCCCCUAGACUAUCCCCUCGACGACGAUGCGCGACGCGCCCUUGAACGCUUAUCCACCAACCGUCUACAGAACAGGUACAUCAGGAAUCUCAAAGCCAGCACCGCCAAUCUUGGCAACGUCGUCAGCGAUAUCCAAGAACGCCUACACAAACGCCGAGCACACCUUCUCAAGCAGAGGCAACGCCGGCAAGGCAAGGACCCCGUGAAUGGGGAGGAGGACCUGGACCAUCUUGAGCAACACCUGGACGACUACGCCCGCAAAGUUGAUGAGGAUUCUCGCGAGGCCGAGGCCAACCUUCGCCUCCUGAUUGAUCAACACUUUGCGCUUGAAGAUGAAGGAAGGAUUAUCAGCGAGAUCUACACCGACACCACAAACGCACAAGCCGAGGAGAUCACGCGCCAGCUGCAAAAAGAACGCCAACGAGAAGAGGCUAUUGAAAUUGCCCAGGCCAACGGGGACCCCGCUCCGCCAGAGGAAGAGGAAGAAGAGGAAGAAAAGCCGCCCCCGCCUCAAAGCAUAAUCGACUCCCUCCGCCAACGACGGGCGGACAAACGGCGCGAGUACGAAUUGCUGAGCGUACAGCAGCGGUAUGCUACCCACAACGAAUACGCAAGCUUCAAGAAGCUCUGGCAUGAUGCGGCCCAAGGCGAAGAUGGGCCACCACUCGCCGACGCAUCGCGCUGGUUUGCCGCCGACGGUGCGCCUAUACUGCCGACGGUCGCUCCCCGCGCAGGGCGAAGGCGAAGCAGGACCGCCGAUGCAGGCGACGACUCGGAUGACGAUAUUGCCGUGGCACGAGAAGUUACUAGCUUACGCUGCCCUCUUUCGCUCCAAGAGUUUGUUGAGCCCUUCAGCAACCGGAAGUGCAAACACACGUUUGAGAGAUCAGCCAUUGAAGACUAUUUACCGGCGACCGGCCAGGUUCAAUGUCCGCAGACUGGAUGCUCCCAGACCUUCAGACGCGCCGACUUUGCCCAAGACUUUUACCUCGACCAGGCCCUUUUGAGACGACUCCAGCGCAGAAAUGAACAAAACCAGUUGGAUGACAUGGACGUGGACGACGAAGCAAAUACAUCUGUUCAGGUCGAAAGCACGAGAUCUGUGAAGCGCACAAAGCGUGAGUCGUGA